Molecule: messenger RNA, 2863 nt
Organism: Monascus purpureus
Lineage: Eukaryota; Fungi; Ascomycota; Eurotiomycetes; Eurotiales; Aspergillaceae
Source: the annotation of a GenBank genome assembly
UCUGCGCCUCUGCCACACCCACUAGAACCUUUCCCGCCCCUCCGAAAGUCGCCUCGCCUACAGCCGCUUUACGCUUACCACCAGAUACUUACUUACCUUACCGGAGAGGGUUCAUCCUGUGUACAUCUCCCCGUCCCCCUUCUGCAUGUCCAUCAUCGCAUCCUGCAGUUAUCAGACCCGAUCCUGCUUUAAUUUUCUUUCUUUCUUUCCUUCUUUCUUUCCCUCCUCCUUCCGCUGCUUCAUUCCGCGUUCCUGCAGCGUGGUUUGCUUUGAGCUUGUGGUCGCUCCAUCAACGUCACUUGCUCACUAUCUUCCUCCGAACCAUCCUCCUCCCCUGGAAACUCCGUUCUGCCGUCAACAACCCCGCCAUUUUAACAAGAUCUGCCUGUAAGACUGGUGCUAAUCGAAGAACGUCCUGCCAUCUCGAUUCGGGCAAAGUUGACUGCAGGCAAUUCUCCCUCCUCGCAAGCGCCGCCGCCUGUCCUGCUCGAGGGACCUGCACUCUUGGCGCUCAGCCGCGCUGCACCUCCGUCUAUUGGCCCUUGGUGUGAGCCUUCCACCUCUGUGAUUCGGCCGUCCGCGAGUCCGCUUCUCAACCUUUCAUCUCACGCGGACCUCCACCUAACAUCCACCGCUCGGAUAUCCGCCCAUCCACAUUCCAAAUAGUUGCUCCACCGGUUACAGUCCGCCCCAAACGGACUUCGCAUCUCACUUCUGCGUUCAUUCCCGUCCGCUGCUGAACUGCACUCCUCCUUUCUCACGGUAGUGCUGAACUCGCCCACUCCAACCACCUCCACACCUUCGUGAUGUCACAGAGUCGGUCUGGGGCAUUCUCAAACCUACGUAUGGGUGAGGUCAUACGUGAAAAGGUCCAGGAUGGACUGACUGGAGAGACACGGGAGAUUCAAUACACACAAUGCAAAAUCGUCGGAAAUGGUUCGUUCGGUGUUGUUUUCCAGACCAAGAUGGCUCCUAGCGGCGAGGAUGCUGCCAUCAAACGCGUUCUUCAAGACAAGCGUUUCAAGAAUCGUGAACUUCAGAUCAUGCGAAUCGUGCGACAUCCCAACAUUGUAGAGUUGAAGGCUUUCUACUACUCCAAUGGCGAGAGGAAAGACGAAGUCUAUCUGAAUCUCGUUCUUGAAUAUGUGCCGGAGACGGUCUACCGGGCGUCACGAUAUUUUAAUAAGAUGAAAACUACCAUGCCGAUGCUCGAAGUGAAGCUCUACAUCUACCAGCUCUUCCGCUCUCUAGCGUACAUCCACUCCCAGGGCAUCUGUCACCGGGACAUCAAACCUCAAAAUCUCCUGCUCGACCCGACCACUGGCAUCCUUAAACUCUGUGACUUUGGCUCUGCUAAAAUCUUGGUGCCCAAUGAGCCCAACGUCUCUUACAUCUGCUCCCGUUACUAUCGUGCCCCAGAAUUGAUUUUUGGUGCUACAAACUACAUGACUAAAAUUGAUGUCUGGUCUACUGGUUGUGUGAUGGCAGAGUUGAUGCUGGGGCAGCCGCUAUUCCCAGGAGAGUCCGGGAUUGACCAGCUGGUGGAGAUUAUCAAAGUUCUGGGGACUCCGACUCGUGAGCAGAUCCGUACGAUGAACCCCAACUACAUGGAACAUAAGUUCCCGCAAAUCAAACCUCAUCCCUUCAACAAAGUCUUCCGAAGAGCUCCCCAUGAAGCCAUAGACUUGAUUUCGGCUCUCCUAGAGUAUACACCAACACGACGUCUGUCAGCUAUCGAGGCAAUGUGCCACCCUUUCUUUGAUGAACUCAGGGAUCCUAACACGCGGCUACCCGAUUCCCGCCAUCCUAACAAUCCACCAAGAGACUUGCCCAAUCUCUUCGACUUCUCUCGACAUGAACUCUCCAUUGCCCCCUCCUUGAACAACCUCCUGGUUCCCCCUCAUGCGCGUCCUGCACUUCUGGAGCGCAAGCUCGAUAUUGAUAACUUCACGCCUCUUACGAAGGAAGAAAUGAUGGCGCACCUUGACUGAGUCAAGACUUUAGCGCCUACGAAGUGUACGCCUGUUUGCGGUGCUAUCAUUUUGCACAUGUUCCCGAAAAAAGAAAAUUGUUUUUUUCAUGCCAUACGAGUUCCCUUUCAUGCAUCAGGUGGUCUUCGGCUGGGAAAUUGUUCUUCAAAUUCAUGGCCUUGGCCACCUGGGAAGGUUUUGGAGACUCGUUCCCUCUGGAGGUGGUGGAAAAUUAGGGGAAAGGGAAACAUCAGUCUGUGACUUGAUGGGAGGGUGAGGUGUUAGGGUUGGGGGAAAGAGUUUUUCAGGGAGCGGCGGAUCAUACGCUUUCACGCAAAGGGGGUGGAUUUUUUGUGCUCUGCAGUUGCGGGGGGUGUCUGAAAAGCAGCUCUUUGGAGAAAAGUGAUACCCUUUCUGCGUGAGUCUGCCUUCGGGAUUUAAGUCUGUACAGCUUCAUAUCUCGAUCGGGGGUGGGUUACGGGAACACAAUGCAGCAAAGUCGACAUGGAGGAGUAAGAGAUGGGACGAACUCCGGCGACUGCGUCAGUAUCGUGAUGAGAUGUCCUUCCAUUGGACGCACUCCGGUUGUAUCUACUUGGAAUAUAGAUGUUGGUGGAUCUGUCCUGACUUGCUGCGCCAGAUGCACCUUUCCCUUUGCUCUUUCUUCUCUUGUCUCCUUCUCAGGCCUUUACUCUCAUAUCAGGCCGUCUCAUUCGUUUGGUUCAGCUUGGCUACUGGUCGCCCUUGACCUUGCCAUUGACGAAGCUACAUGUCUUUUUAUUCCGAAAGCAGACUACUUGUUUCUUUUCCAAUCUAGAGACUCUCAAGAUAUAUACACAAAAACUUUCCUUCCUGGGUUGUACGACCAUUCGAGUCGCCAGGUUUGUUAUAUC